Messenger RNA from Pungitius pungitius (ninespine stickleback), 1068 nucleotides. RefSeq names its product G protein-coupled receptor 132b (gene gpr132b). Gene Ontology annotation, molecular function: G protein-coupled receptor activity. Gene Ontology annotation, biological process: G protein-coupled receptor signaling pathway; negative regulation of G2/M transition of mitotic cell cycle; G1/S transition of mitotic cell cycle. Lineage: Eukaryota; Metazoa; Chordata; Actinopteri; Perciformes; Gasterosteidae. The transcript has a single exon. Bases 1 to 1068 code for a protein of 355 amino acids. Gene Ontology annotation, cellular component: membrane. The record is from RefSeq and is a predicted model, not a curated record.
AUGGAUGAACCUCCAGUGACCGAGUUGUUCCCACCGAACAACACCACGAGUCCGAUGGCGUGCCGGCCCCCGUACGACGCCGGCCGCCUGCCGCUGGUGCUCCUGUACAGCGUGGUGCUCGCUGUCGGACUGCCGGCCAACCUGCUGACGGUCUACCUCACCUGGCUCCAGGUGUGCAGGAAGAAUGUGCUUGGCGUGUACCUUUGGAGCCUUUCGCUGUGCGACCUCACCUACCUGUGCACGCUGCCGCUGUGGACGCACUACGUGAGGCGGGGCCACUCGUGGCCCUGGAGCUCGGCCGCCUGCAGGCUGACGGGCUACAUCUUCUUCAACAACAUGUACAUCAGCAUCUUCCUGCUGUGCUGCAUCUCCUGCGACCGCUACGUGGCCGUCGUAUACAGCGUGGAGUCUCGCGGCCUGCGCCGGCAGCGCCUCGCCUCCCUGGUCGCCCUCUGCGUUGUGCUGCUGGUGGCUGUCGGCCACGUGCCCGUCUUCACCAUGAGAGAAGGCGCCGCCGGCGAGGGGGACCACCGCUGCUUCGAGCCGAGUCCGAGCAGCGCAGCGGUGACAGGCUUCAGCUACGCUCGCUUUGUGCUGGGCUUCCUGGUGCCGCUGCUGGUGCUGGUGGGCACCAACCGGGGCAUCCUGGCCAACGUGCAGCGCAGCGGCCUGCGGCGGCAGCAGAAGGCGCGCGUGUGCUGGUUGGCCGCGGCGGUGGUGCUGCUGUUCCUGGUCUGCUUCGCCCCGUACCACAUCCUCCUGCUGGUCCGAGCCGUCAUGUUCCAUUUCCCCCGGGUGGAGGACUGCCUGUUCGAGAGGACCAUGUACACGCCGUACACUAUCUCGCUGGGCCUGUCCGCCAUCAACAGCGCCGUCAACCCCAUCCUCUACGUCCUGUCCAGCGACAACAUCCGCAAGGAGCUGAGACGAGGCCUGGUGCAGGUCUGGGACCGAGCUCACCGCAGACCACAAUCCGACAACAGCCAGAACAAGAUCCAGCCCACCAAGAACUCCUCAGAGCCCCAGGUGGUGACCGUGGGGGGGCAGCCGGGACCUGCCGGGACCUGA